Suillus paluster is the source of this 480-nucleotide messenger RNA. RefSeq lists its product as uncharacterized. NCBI's taxonomy places the organism in Eukaryota, Fungi, Basidiomycota, Agaricomycetes, Boletales, Suillaceae. Bases 1 to 480 code for a protein of 159 amino acids. The record is from RefSeq and is a predicted model, not a curated record. The transcript is spliced from 3 exons.
AUGUCCAUCAUCAUAUCUGAUGACGAGUCCAUGUCAGCACAUGUCGUGUCUCAACCACAACAAACUGUGACACUUUCAUCACGACUCACCAACGCCAACAACGAUGUGACUCCGGAGCUCUCAGCCCAUAGGAACAAACCUCCCAUGCCUGCCAUCAGCACCCCAGUGCCAGUACCAACCAGCAGCAAGCAAGGAGCAGAGGAUGUGGUAGACAAAUGUGCAUCUGACGAGGGUGCAAUGGAAAAUGGACCUCAUAACAAUGGUGCCUCCAGCCCAUCUGUAAUGGAUACUGCAGACGAGACUCUGAGCACACACAAUGCAACACCUAUGGACACCGAAGAUUUUUUAUCUGACAUUGAUGUACAAGAUAUAUCCACAACCCUGACUGUUCAACGCAAGGAAAAGAGCCACGACGUUAGCACAUUUUUCGGCAAGCCAUACGCACACAAGGCCAAGGAUGGAAAGACUUGUAUGGUCUGA